UGUUCGUAGUUGUUAUGUCUCUACUAUUUCUGCGAAGUUAGCUUUCAAAGGAUAUUAGCUCAUUGGAAAGGAGAGCUACGCUUGUUUCAGAUCGUAAACAGAGACCCUGGCUAAUAAUAGUCUGCUUCUGCUAAGACAAGUUCAGCGGAUAGUUUGGCAAUUUGAGAAGUUCAUGUUCUUCUUAAUGUUAUCUGAGUUUUCUGCUAACGUCACAAAACGUCAAUAUUCUUUCAUGUAAUUCUAGAUAGUAAUCCGAGAUGAGCAUUGUUGUCAUGAAAGUGCUUUACAGUGAAUACGAUCAGACAGGAAGUAAAAGUCAGAUACGUGAUCCUUUUAUAGACGAAAACAAAGGUGAAGUAUUGACAGCAACAUGUCAGUUUACACACUUAUAUGCCUUAACUGAUGAUGUUUUUUAACUCAAACACAUUGUCAAACAAUAAUGAGGAUUUUUGAAAUCUGACAAAGAUGUGAACUAGAACUUUGUUUUCCACUUUAUUAAACAACUUAUCAAAUAUACCAGAAAAAGGCACAUCAUACACAAGUGAUCAAUUACGGAUUAAGGUGUGUCAAAAUUGGUGAAAUUGUUGGGCUUUUUUACUUUUACAACGUUUAAUCCCACACAAAAACAGUUAUUCAGAAGGCAUACAAAUUCCCCUUUCUCCUGCUGAAGUUAGGAAGCGUAUAAGGUAGUAGGCACAGGGAUAAUAUCUAAACCAGUUGUUUAAUAGCUAAGCUGCUUAGUGUUUUAACCCACAGACCAUGGCUGCCCCUGACUCUGUUAAAGCCUUCAGCCCAGAGAAGGCUCAGCAGAUUCUGCGUCACCUGCAGCAGCCAGCAGUGUACGACAUGACCGACGGCUGGCCGGCUCUGCGCUGGACUGCAGAGCACCUGUCCGGCUGCCUCCACAAACUCAUCCGAUUCAGACUGGGGAGAAAAGAGGAGACAAACACGCCUCUGUUUGAAACCCAGUGUUCCUACGUGGAGGCAACACUGGAGCACUUCCUCAGCUGGACCCGGGGCCAGGCGGAGGGUGAUGUAGGGCCUCUCUGUGAAUACCCCAAAUCAGAUUAUUGGGCCUACGCUGACUACAAAUACAUCGCCUUAUUGUUUCAAGAUCAGCCUGCCAUGUUUGAGGACGUACAGUGGUCCGAGUUUGGUUUCGAGGGACGUAAUGGGAGGGAGAGCACUGUGUGGAUCGGCACAGAGGGGGCCAACACGCCGUGCCACCAGGACUCCUACGGCUGUAACCUGGUGCUGCAGGUACAAGGACGGAAGCGCUGGCACAUCUUUCCUCCGCGGGACACCGUCCACCUUUACCCCACCAGGAUCCCCUAUGAGGAGUCCAGCGUCUUCAGCCAGGUGGAUGUCCUCCGCCCGGACCUGAGGAGGUUCCCUGCGUUUCACAGAGCCGGGGCCCACAUUGUCACUCUGCAGCCCGGGCAGGUGCUUUAUGUCCCCCGACACUGGUGGCACUAUGUGGAGUCUUUGGAUCCCAUCACUGUCAGCAUCAACUCCUGGAUCGAGAUGGACGAGGACGAUGUGGCGAGAGUUGGUGAAGCUGUGACCAAGGCUGUCGUCUGUGCGUUUAAACGUGAUGAAGACCCGGAGGACUGGCUCAAUCCCACCGAGGAAGGCGUAGCGUCCCAUGAUGAGAACAUGCAGUGUGUGAACCUGGCAGUGAGAGCUUGUGCUCAAAGACAAGGAGGCUCCUGCCACAGAAAAGCGACCCAGGACCCAAGAGACAGCCGCACAUUAAAGCGUGACUCCAGUGGACAAAUCAGGAGAAACAGCAAUUUGUUCUCAGAUUCUGCACCUUUCAGUAUUCCCUUCGGACCACAUCUCAUCCCCGUGUGCUGUCAGCAAGAGUAUUCUCUGGAAACCGAGAAACAUUUGGAGGUCAAACCUUCCCGAAACUCUGAAGUCAAAUCUCCGGAGGCCUGCACCGUCAGCUCAGAUGCAGCACAGAGGACAGCCGCUGUCAGAGUGCAGCAGGACAAACAUGAAUGUAGCGAUGGUUCAAAUCAAAGUACACCGCGUGACGGUGCAGUUUUGACAUCACAUAUCUCUUCAGAGGAUUAUGAGGAACCUGUGCACAGAACAAUAACCACUAAUGACCUUUUGGACUGCCUGCUGCAUCCUGAUAUCAUCGCCCGUGUCGCUGAGCUCUUACUGGAGCGGCAAACAGAUAGUCACAGAGACACGCACCGUCCCAGCUUUAAUAUUUACUGUAAAACAUUUUAUAUACGAUUUUCAUUACAGCUGUAAUGUUUGGCUGUAAUGAAAAUCGUAUGCUCUUUGCAUAAUGAUGGUGCUGCAGGAACGAGUCCUAAAAAGUCGGCAUUUUUGCAUUGCUGUUUCACUCUAUUGGUUUUGCUUCGAAACAAGAGCUGUGGUUAACACAAGCCGAAGAGAUUUUCAUGUUGUCUUUUACCAAAUAAAAUAUGUCAAUGUUU
Eleginops maclovinus (Patagonian blennie) is the source of this 2453-nucleotide messenger RNA. RefSeq names its product hspb associated protein 1 (gene hspbap1). Gene Ontology annotation, molecular function: 2-oxoglutarate-dependent dioxygenase activity. The record is from RefSeq and is a predicted model, not a curated record. NCBI's taxonomy places the organism in Eukaryota, Metazoa, Chordata, Actinopteri, Perciformes, Eleginopidae.